Molecule: messenger RNA, 1261 nt
Organism: Hemicordylus capensis (graceful crag lizard)
Lineage: Eukaryota; Metazoa; Chordata; Lepidosauria; Squamata; Cordylidae
Product: ferritin heavy chain A-like
Exons: 8
Coding region: 159-1205 (348 amino acids)
Biological process (GO): intracellular iron ion homeostasis; iron ion transport
Cellular component (GO): cytoplasm
Molecular function (GO): ferric iron binding; ferrous iron binding
Source: RefSeq, a predicted model, not a curated record
UUGGUGAGGAGGAGAACAACCAUUGGGUGGCACUCCUGCCAAUCACACACCUUUACCUGCCUCUAAGCUGAAUUAAUACUACCUGGUCCAUGUAUUUUUCUAUAUCAGUGGCAGACUAAUACUUGGGUUGUCUUAUCUUAGUUUCUAGGAGUCACAUUAUGGCUGCCAAGGAGUGUCAGAAGUUUGAUGCUGACUGUAAGGUUGCUGUGAAUGAAGUGGUGAAUAUAGAGCUGGGUGUUAGCUACAACUACUUGUCCAUGUCUUGCCACUUUGACCGUGAUGACAUUGCCUUGGACCACAUGGCCAAGUUCCUGAAGAAGAAGUCCCAGGACUCAUGGGAGCAUGCAGAGAAGCUCCUCAAGUACCAGAACAAGCGUGGGGGUCAUGUUGUGCUGCAGGACAUCCAAAAGCCAGGGCAGGACGAGUGGGAUGGAAGCUUGGAUGCCCUGGAGAAGGUCCUCCAUGUGGAUGCAGAGGUGAACCAGGUCCUGCUAUAUAUGCAUGUGCUGGCAACAGAGAAGGGAGACCCCCAUUCCUGCCACUUCAACCGUGAUGAUGUAGCCUUGAGCCAUGUGGCCAAGUUCCUGGAGCAGCAGUCCCAGGAAAUGAGGGGCCAUGCAGCGAAGUUCCUCAAGUACCAGAACAAGCGAGCAGCCCAUGGAGUCCUCCAGGCCAUCAAGAAGGCAGAGCAGAACGAGUUGGUCAAAAGCCUGGAAACCCUGGACGAAGCCUUGAAGUUGGAGGGGAAGGUGAACCAGAUCAUGAUGAAUCUGCACAAGCUGGUGAUGGAGAAGGUGGGCCUUUCUGAGCCAGGGUGGGGCAACUGCCUGGAAACUGUGGAGAUGGCUUUGGGGCUGGAGAAAGAGAUAGUCCAGAGCCUGCAGUAUCUGCGCCGUCUGGCAACAGAGAAUGGAGACCCCCGUAAGCCAGAGCGGGACGAGUGGGGCAGCAGCCUGGAAGCCCUGGAGAAGGCCCUGCAGCUGGAGAAGAAGGUGAACAUGGCCCUGCUGGAUCUGCACAAGCUGGCGAUGGAGAAGGGAGACCCUCACCUGUGUGACUUCCUGGAGUCGGAAUACCUGGAGGAGCAGGUGAAGGCCAUCAAGCAGCUGGAAGACCACCUCACCAACCUGAGGCACCUGGGAGUACCCCAGAGUGGCAUGGGGGAGUACCUUUUUGACAGGCUCACCUUGGGGCUCAUCAGCUGAGCCCCCUCAGCUAUGUUGUGUGUGGAAAGAGAAAAAAAUAAACAGUUGUAAAACAG